Messenger RNA from Funneliformis geosporum, 188 nucleotides. NCBI's taxonomy places the organism in Eukaryota, Fungi, Glomeromycota, Glomeromycetes, Glomerales, Glomeraceae. The record is from the annotation of a GenBank genome assembly.
CGAUUCAUUCUUUUGAUGGAACGACUUCGGUACAAAAUACACCAUUUACUAGAUAUCAGUUUGACGGAUUCAUAUCUAAUAAUGAAAAUUUGUCUUCUCGUGUGCAAGCUCUUAAUUCACCACCUCUAUUUUACAAUAAUGCUGCUUCCUUUAAUGAUUCACUAUCUCAAAGUUUUCUUGAUCAUUAA